This is a messenger RNA of Closterium sp. Yama58-4, 864 nucleotides long. The record is from the annotation of a GenBank genome assembly. Lineage: Eukaryota; Viridiplantae; Streptophyta; Zygnematophyceae; Desmidiales; Closteriaceae.
AUGCUCAAGGGCAUGUGUCUUUGCGUGAGCAGCAGCAGCCGAGUGCACAAGCAGCAGCGGUCGGGAAUACAGAGAGUGGGGAUGUGGGGAGGGGUGGGGUUUGUGGAGGGGAGCAGCAGGGGAGCAGGAGGCAGCAGCGAGGCAGGGGUGGUGUGGGAAGGGCGCAUGCAGCAGCAGCAGCAGCAGCAGCAGCAGCGAGGAGAGGGAAUGCGAGGGCAGCUUAAAACAGCUGAGAGACCUGUGGCAGCAGCAGCAGGCUCUGCACAUGCAGCAGGCUUAGCGCAAGGGGCACAAAGCUUGCAAGCAACAGCAGCUGAGAGCCCCUACCAGCAUGAGCAGCAGCAACAGCAGAACGAGUGUGAUAAAAUGGGUGGCUCCAGCAGCAGCGCUGGGCUGGAUAGACCAUCGUGGGUGCUCGCAGCAGCACGGCCGUUCACAGAGCACCGGGAAUUUACCCUUGAUCGCGGACCGCUGGACCUGGCAGAGGCGGACUGCAGUCGUAGUUUGGACGACAUGCCGCUGCUGCAGGUGGUGCGGCUGCAGCAGCUGUACCGCCGCUGUUGCAAUGAUCGGGAGGCCACACGGAUACUGGUGAAAAUCCACCAGCGGGUGGCCCUGCCAUGCGCCACCUUCCUCUUUGCCAUCCUUGGAGCUCUCUUUGCUGCGCAGCUGCAGAUCAGAAAGCGACAGGUCGGCUUCGCUCUUGCGGUGUUUGUCAUCUUCACCUACUACUCUCUCUCCGUCACUGGCGCCCUUCUAGCCCAGCUGCAUGUGAUCAGUCCGCUGCUGGGUGGAUGGUUGCCAAAUCUCGUGGGUGCAUCACUGGCGCUAGUCUUGUUGCGCUUGGGAGAUAAUGUGCAGUAA